Molecule: messenger RNA, 1854 nt
Organism: Cimex lectularius (bed bug)
Lineage: Eukaryota; Metazoa; Arthropoda; Insecta; Hemiptera; Cimicidae
Product: 6-phosphofructo-2-kinase/fructose-2,6-bisphosphatase
Exons: 10
Coding region: 251-1675 (474 amino acids)
Biological process (GO): fructose metabolic process; fructose 2,6-bisphosphate metabolic process
Cellular component (GO): cytosol
Molecular function (GO): 6-phosphofructo-2-kinase activity; ATP binding; fructose-2,6-bisphosphate 2-phosphatase activity
Source: RefSeq, a predicted model, not a curated record
CUUAUCCACACUUUAAAAUCAACCAGGCUCACGUACGGGGUUCAUUCUUGUGCUAAGUUUCGUUGGAGUGCUGCAAGUUUCGGUGCGUCGCGAGUGCAGUGGAGAAGUAAAAAAAAAGUUCAAGCAGAGAUCAAAUCCGUCGUGUUAUGAGGAAGGACUUUCUAACGAGAAUAAGGCACACAUCCUCCAACCACUUUUCCGAAAUACUAUCAUAGGAAUACAUUUUUCAGAAUAUCCCCGUAAGAAAAAUAUGGCCCCUACAAGCAUGUGCUUAAACGGAAAAGAUGUCGACAAAAGGCCGUUGAAACCGGCUACCGGCCAGUUCGUCCCGCUGGUUGUGGUACUUGUCGGCCUUCCAGCACGCGGAAAAACCGUCCUCGCGCACAAACUGGAAAGAUAUUUAAACUGGAUAGGUCAUCACGCAAAAGUCAUUAGUUUGAGCACAUACAGAAGAAAGUAUUUUUCUAAAUACGACAGCAACGUCAUAUUCGAUAUUGAAAAUCCAGAUUCAUCCAGCCUGAGGAAACAGUACACCCACGAUGCCAUUCAGAGUACAAAAGACUGGCUGGAAGUCGAAGGUGACAUAGCCAUUUUGGACGGUACUCAUGGAUCUCAAGACAUCCGCCAACUGCUGAGGACGUUGUUUGUCAAGCAGUUGGGCUACAAACUGCUCUUCAUCGAAUGCGAAAUAGAUGACAAUAAAUUAAUUGAAGAUAAUAUCAAAGAAACGAUACAAAUAUGCGAGGAUUAUUCUGGAAUGGAUUAUAACGACGCUUUGAAAGAUCUGCGUACCAAAAUCGACAUAUUUAGCAAAUAUUACACCUCUAUAAGCCCCAAGGAGGAAGAGAAUUGCAGUUAUAUCAAAUUUCACAACGCAGGGGAAAACAUUUCUGUGCACAGAUUGGACGGUCCUUACCAGACAAAGGUCCUCGAAUUCGUUUCCUGUUUCAGACCUGUAAAGAAGACUCUUUUCUUCACCAGGCACGGUGAAAGCGAGUUCAACCUUUUAGGAAGGAUCGGAGGCGAUACGAACCUGUCUUCGAGAGGCCAUACAUAUGCUAAUUCUCUCGCUGAAUAUUUUAACAAAGCCGAAAUAAACAAUCUGAGGGUUUGGACGAGCGAAAAGAAAAGAACGAAGCAAACAGCCGAAGGAAUCAAAGCCCCGGUGGAACAUCUGCUCGCACUAAAUGAACUUGAUGCUGGAAUUUGUGAAGGGAUGACCUAUGAAGAAAUGCAGGAAAAAUUCCCCCAGGAAUUUGCUUGGAGGGAUCAGGACAAACUGAGAUACAGAUACCCUUGGGGAGAAUCAUAUGUGGACAUCAUGACCCGCCUUGAGCCGGUUCUCCUAGAACUGGAACGAGAAGAUUCCGUGCUCGUCAUCAGCCACCAAGCAGUACUUCGUUGCGUCUUGGGCUACUUCCUCAACACAAACCCUGACCGUCUUCCUUACCUCAAUGUCCCUCUGCACAAGAUAAUCAAAUUGACAAGUAGAGGAUACGAGUGCGACAUUGAACACAUCAGCCUGAAUGUCGCCUGUGUUGACACUUACAGACAACAGCCUACUAACUGUUCUGCAGAUAGGUCAACUGAUGAUGUUUUAAUUACCAUUCCAAAACACUAUGACAACCUGAAACCACGGCCAAUGGAACCAACACUUGUCAAUUCUAUGAACUGAUCUCAACAUUUAAGCUGCAAUUUGUAUAACAUUUGGUGCUGAAUCUUUUAAAAAAUAAGUUGAACAAUUUAAAACACGAGACUGAAAUAUUGAUUAUAAUUAUAUAAUUAAUACCUCACUUAAUCAUAAAUUCUAUGUAGUGAAAUUAUGAAAUUUCAAAUUAAUGUAGAGAAUAUUUA